AUGUCUCCAGGUCGGAUCGUCGACGACAAUGAGUACGACUUCAUUGUGUGCGGCGGAGGCACCACAGGCUGUGUUGUGGCGGGUAGACUGGCCGAAGAUCCCAACGCUCGCAUCCUCGUGGUCGAGGCCGGCCCGCACAACAAAGACCUCGAGAACGUCCACAUGGCUGGCGGCUGGUCCAAGAACUUCGACGGCGAACUCGACUGGAACCUGGUCACGCCGCCGAUGAAAGGCGUCAACGGCAGACAGGUCAAGCUCAGCCGCGGGAAGUUCUUGGGAGGGUCCAGCGGUGUCAACGGCACGCUGUGCAUUCGAGGCAGCAAGCAAGACUAUGACGACUGGAAUCUUCCAGGGUGGUCGGGACAGGAAUUCUUCGAGUACAUGCGGAAGGCCGAGACGUUCCAUCCCAAGCCGUGGUUCCAGACGGACGAGAAAGCCCACGGCUACAAUGGCCCGCUGCACAUCGAGCCGCACGACCUGGCGCCCAUUUCGAGCCUGAUGCUGGAAAGCAUGGAGGAUAUGGGCCUCCCGCUGGUCCACGAUAUGUUCAGCAACGGCCAAACCCCUCAUGGGUGCGGCCAUGCACCGCGGACCGGCUACAAAGUCCACAAGGGCAUCAGAACGACCGGCGCGGACUUCGUCACCAAUGAUCAACACAGGGCCAAUAUCGACCUCCUGGUGGAAAAUGUUGUGGACAAGAUCAACUUUGAGGAGAAGGAUGGCGAAUUGCGGGCCACGAGCGUGGUGCUCGUCGGCAAGGAUGGCAGCACCAGAGAAGUGAAGGCGAGAAAGGAAAUCAUCGUCUCUGGAGGCGCAUAUUGCUCCCCAGCCAUUCUUCUCCGAUCAGGUAUUGGCCCCAAGGCUGAGCUGGAAGCGUUAGGGAUCAAGUGUCUCGUCGACUCGCCGGGAGUGGGAAAGAACUUGCUGGAUCAUCUGAUUGUGUUUGCAUUUUACGAGGUCACCAAAGAAGGACUGACAAACGACCACCUUGUGUAUCAUGGGGACGCCGCCAUGGCUGCGUAUAUGCUGUACAAGGAGAAGAAGGAAGGCGUCCUCUCCACGUUCCCCUUUGGCGCGUUUGCCUUUGCGAGACUGGACGAUCGGCUGAAAGAUGAGCCCCUGUGGAAGGAGGCAAAGAGGGAGCCUGGCCGUGACCCGAUGGGUCUCACUCCCAGGCAGCCGAACAUUGAGUUUUUCACCACCGAGUUGUAUGGUGGACCGAAGCAAUACGAUCAAUUUCCCAUCGACAAGAAACACGCCUUUGCCAUGAUCACCGAGCUGUUCUCACCCCAUUCACGGGGAACAGUGACUCUCAAAUCCAAAGACCCUCUCGAGAACCCCGUGGUGGAUUGCAAUUAUCUCGCCGACCCCCUCGACAUGCUGGUGCUGUCCGAGGGCUGCCGGCUGGGCAAUGAGAUCGUCAUGAACCUGAACAAGUUUGCCAAAGAGGAGAUUGUGAAGGGAUCGUGGCCGUCAGAUCUGACACAUCAUACUUACACGAAACGGGAAGAAUGGGUCCCAUACGUCCAACAAGAGGCCACCACCUGCUAUCAUGCCGCGGGGACGUGUAAGAUGGGGCGAGAUGACGAUAAGAUGGCUGUCCUCGACGAAAAGCUGCAGGUCCGCGGAGUCAAGGGCCUCAGCGUCGCUGAUACCAGCGUGAUGCCGACUCUUCACGGCGGCCACACUCAGAUGCCUGCUUACGGCAUUGGCGAGAAAGCGGCUGAUCUGAUCAAGGCGAGAUGGUCAAAGGCCUAG
Messenger RNA from Fonsecaea erecta, 1758 nucleotides. RefSeq lists its product as hypothetical. Gene Ontology annotation, molecular function: oxidoreductase activity, acting on CH-OH group of donors; flavin adenine dinucleotide binding. The transcript is spliced from 12 exons. The record is from RefSeq and is a predicted model, not a curated record. NCBI's taxonomy places the organism in Eukaryota, Fungi, Ascomycota, Eurotiomycetes, Chaetothyriales, Herpotrichiellaceae. The coding region runs from base 1 to 1758 and encodes 585 amino acids.